Messenger RNA from Rangifer tarandus platyrhynchus (Svalbard reindeer), 903 nucleotides. The record is from the annotation of a GenBank genome assembly. NCBI's taxonomy places the organism in Eukaryota, Metazoa, Chordata, Mammalia, Artiodactyla, Cervidae.
AUGGACCAGCAGCUGAAGAAACGGGGAACGACACCUCGCCAGAGAGGCCUGGGUGGAAGGGCUGCCAGUGGGGACAAGUCGCCACCAGCCCGGCAGGAACCUCCUGACACGACAUGGAUCUUAAGUGACGAGGAUGUGUGCUAUGAGACUCGUUUUCGGGUUGUCGAAGAGGAUUCCUUCUCUGACUGUUACAUAGAAUGCAUAAUAAGAGGUGAGUUUUCUGAACCUAUAGUGGAAGAGGACCCACUCCUUCAGUCCUUUGAAUAUCUGAAAGAAGGAUCAGAACAAGACCUUUCUCAACAGGUUCUUGCGGCAAGCUCACUUCUUGAAUGUUCCCUGGAAUACAUGAAAAGGGAUGCGAAACAAGAACUUCCUCAACAGAAUGUUGGAGAGAAUCCACUUCUUGAGUUUUCUGAGUACAAGCCAAGCAACAAGCUUCCUCCCGGAGGAAUACCCAACACGGACUUUUCAGAUCCUAAACAGCUCACGGGAUGCACAAGAAGGAAGCCAAGUACAAAUAAAGAAUGUGGUGCUCCAGAAAAACAUGUCUGUCCUCAUGAUGGAUGCAUAAGAGAGUUCAAGAAUAAAACAUCCCUGAGAAAGCAUCUUCGAGUUCAUAAUCCCCGAGAUCAUGUGUGUGCAGAAUGUGGGAAAGCCUUCAAGGAAAGUGCAAAGCUAAAAAGACAUUUUCUGGUUCAUACUGGAGAGAAGCCAUUUCCAUGCACUUUUGAAGGGUGUGGAAAACGCUUUUCCCUGUCCUUCAACUUGCGUACACACGUGCGCAUCCACACUGGGGAGAAACCUUUUGUGUGUCCUUUUGUAGGCUGUCGCAAGAAAUUUAUUCAGUCAAAUAACAUGAAAGCCCACCUCUUGACUCAUGCAAAGGACAAUAGGAGUCUGUGA